UACCCUUAACCAUAGCCCUAAUUUAAGAUAUCUCCCCUUUCUGGGUUACUCUGCAUCUUUCUCUCUCUUCCACUUCUUCAAUCUAUCCUUCACCAUUAAUGAAACUCAGAUUUCCUAACACACAACUUCACCACACAUUUUCAUUUUCACUAGGUACAGCUCUGUGUUACCUCAAUUAAUUCUGUUCCUUUUCUUUUUCGAAAAAUCGGAAAUCUGCUGAAAUCCCUAACUUUCUCUCUCCUCGCCGACCCUUUCUUUCUCCGGCCAAUUGGGCGGCCCAUUGAAUCAUAUUUUGGGCUCAUUUCCGUCCCAUUGGGCUCUUCUUCUUCCUCACUGUAACAGUUGAUAUUGGGCCGGGCGACGGAGAAGCCAGUGUUGUUGGAGUCAAGGAUAAGGUUAAGUACAUUACGUGACUAUUAGUGGAAGCUGUAAGUUAGUGAUUGCUUAUCAGUGGCAUGAAGAGAAGCUUUCAAGAAUUCAGACAUUUUCCCUUUGAUUUAUGGCGGAUAAUUCCUUGACUGUUCCAGAUUCUCUCAUACUCACAGAUCAUUCUCUAGUCAUUGGACAAGAAUUCCCUGAUGUUGAAACAUGCCGAAGAGCACUGAAAGAUAUUGCAAUAGCAUUGCAUUUUGACCUCCGGAUAGUAAAGUCAGACCGCAGUCGCUUUAUAGCUAAGUGCUCGAAGGAGGGCUGCCCGUGGCGUGUUCAUGUUGCAAAAUGUCCUGGUGUUGCUACUUUUUCUAUUAGAACACUGAACACAGAGCACACUUGUGAGGGAGUUCGUAAUCUCCAUCAUCAGCAAGCAUCAGUUGGCUGGGUUGCAAGGUCGGUAGAAUCACGAGUGAAGGACAAUCCACAAUACAAGCCCAAGGAAAUUUUGCAAGAUAUUCGUGACCAACAUGGAGUUGCUGUAUCUUACAUGCAAGCCUGGCGCGGGAAGGAACGCAGUAUGGCUGCCCUUCAUGGAACAUUCGAAGAUGGAUACCGAAUUCUUCCGGCAUAUUGUGAACAAAUCAGGAAAACUAAUCCUGGAAGCAUUGCCACCGUUGUUGCAACAGGACAAGAAAAUUGCUUCCAGAGACUCUUUGUCUCUUUUCGGGCAUCGAUUUAUGGCUUCAUAAAUGCUUGUAGGCCACUCUUAGAACUUGACAGAGCACACUUGAAAGGAAAAUACUUGGGCACGAUACUAUGUGCUGCAGCUGUUGAUGCAGAUGAUACACUUUUUCCUUUAGCAAUUGCUAUUGUUGAUACGGAGAGUGAUGAAAAUUGGAUGUGGUUCAUGUCAGAGUUACGGAAGCUUUUAGGAGUCAAUACAGAGAACAUGCCUAGGCUUACAGUACUAUCUGAAAGAUCAAGGGGUCUUGUCGAAGCAGUGGAGACACAUUUUCCAAGUGCUUACCAUGGCUUCUGUCUGCGAUUCAUCAGUGAGAAUUACCGUGAUACAUUUAAGAAUUCAAAGUUGGUGAAUAUCUUCUGGAAUGCUGUGUAUGCAUUAACUUCAGCUGAAUUUGAAAGCAAGAUAUCUGAAAUGAUGGAGGUAAAUCAAGAUGUUGUGACAUGGUUCCAGCAGUACCCACCUCAGCUUUGGGCAGUUGCAUAUUUUGAGGGAGUCAGGUAUGGCCAUUUCACAUUAAGUAUUACAGAGCUGUUGUAUAACUGGGCUCUUGAAUGCCACGAGCUUCCAAUAGUUCAAAUAAUGGAACACAUCCGCCACCAGUUGGUUACAUGGUUUGACGAACGGCGUACCCUCGGCAUGAGAUGGAAUUCCAUUCUAGUACCAUCUGCUGAAAAGAAAAUCUCAGAAGCAAUUGCUGAUGCACGUUGUUAUCAAGUGCUUCGUGCAAAUGAGGUUGAGUUUGAAAUUGUGUCCACAGAGCGUACAAACAUUGUAGAUAUAAGAGCUCGAGUUUGUUCAUGUCGGCGUUGGCAACUUUAUGGCAUACCUUGUGCUCAUGCUGCUGCUGCUCUCAUCUCUUGUGGUCAAAAUGCUCAUGUUUUUGCUGACCAUUGUUUCACAGUUGCAAGCUACAGAGAGGCUUAUUCUCAAAUUAUAAUUCCUAUUCCUGAUAAGAGUCAGUGGAAUAAUGAGCCAGGUGAAGGAGUUGCAGAGGGUGGUGGAGGUGCCAAACUUGAUAUCGUAAUAAGGCCGCCUAAAACUCGCCGACCACCUGGUAGGCCAAAGAAGAAGGUUUUGCGUGUUGAGAAUUUAAAGCGGCCAAAGAGAGUAGUCCAGUGUGGUCGUUGCCAUAUGUUAGGUCAUUCUCAAAAGAAGUGCACAUUGCAACUUUAAUACUAUAUUUAUCUUCCCUUGUACAUCUCGCAGGAUUGUGAUAGAAUUGGUAGUUUUGUUGUAUCCUUAAAUGUCUCUCCAACAGUUGUAAAAAUUAACUUAUGGGGCUUUCAACUUGUAGUCAUGGCACUAUGUCAUAUCUUCAACAAUUUCAUUAAGAUA
Messenger RNA from Beta vulgaris subsp. vulgaris (sugar beet), 2452 nucleotides. RefSeq lists its product as hypothetical. Gene Ontology annotation, molecular function: zinc ion binding. NCBI's taxonomy places the organism in Eukaryota, Viridiplantae, Streptophyta, Magnoliopsida, Caryophyllales, Amaranthaceae. The record is from RefSeq and is a predicted model, not a curated record. Bases 500 to 2290 code for a protein of 596 amino acids. The transcript has 2 exons.